AUGUUGGCUAAUUUUGUUGAGCGUAGUGACUUCCAAAUAUGCUUCCGAUAUAGACCUGCUGAUCGCCCAGGGAUAUCCUCUUCCGAUGUUGAUGGUAGUUUGCUAAAAGGAGAGAUAGAAUGCGCUUUUUGUGAGCAAUGUUCUUUUGGAUUUCCUUUUUUGGAAAAUACGUUUGGACGGGUUGUAUGCACGAAUUUCCGCCUUCGUUUCGAGCCUGUGGCAAAACCUGAGGAUUUCCGAGUAAUGACAAUAGAUUUGCGAGGCUCUCAAAAUGGAGUUAGUCUACUAAAUCAAAUUUUGUUUUUUGCACGUCCAAUGAAAACCGAUAAUAUUAUUCAAUCCGGUGCUGAACCCGAUUGGAGAGGAAGAGUUCCAUUCAAUGAUGCAGCUUCCUGGGAUGGUGAGCUUAAAAGGUGUGGGCAUCGUACUCAGGAGGAUUGGCGGAUAUGCAGUCAGUUCCCUCAUGGUGCAAGACAUUUCGUGCAUAGCUUUCCUAUGUAUUUCGUUAUACCAGCUGAAAUUGUACAACACGAUCUGGAUCGGAUGGCCCAGCAUUGGCAGCUCAGUCGAUUUCCAAUUUGGGUGUGGUCUCGUUCAGGAGUUUCGCUUCUUCGCUCCUCAAAUUUCGACGUAAACUGGGAAUCUCCACAUCUUAAUGAUAAAGUAAUCAAAUGUGUGGCGAGAGCUACAAGAAGUGAGAACCCUCCUCAAUUGAUUUCACUGAAUCCUGAAAUCACACCCCAGAAGAUCGCCUCGUCAUUCGAUCGUCUACGGCGGUACUGUUCUGCAGAAUCCUAUGAACAGUUUGCGUCUCGAGAUAAGGAUUGGUUAGCGAGGAUUAGUCAAACGGGAUGGUUACAGAUCGUCAGCUAUUGCUUAUCUGCAGCUGCGGAAGCAAUUGAUUCUCUUGUGGACCAUGAGUGCUCUGUGAUUAUUUACGAAAAUAAUGGCCUAGAUAUUUCGGCUGUAGUCUCUAGUCUUGUUCAAAUUUGCUGUGAUCGAUACUAUAGAACUCUCGAAGGGCUGGACUCUUUAAUUGCGAAGGACUGGAUAGCUUUGGGUCAUCCAUUCGCUCAUCGCCUUUUUGGUAUUUCGGGUGGUACCAACGAAGGCGUCACCGCUCCUACAUUCCUAGUGUUUCUUGACUGCAUCGCUCAACUCAUUCGGCUUUAUCCAAUGCAGUUCACCUACACUCAACAUGCGUUGAUAGCUUUAUGGGACCUGUCGUUAACAGGAAUGGUGCCAGCAUUUUCUGCUUCAUCAAUUACAGACCAAAUAGCCUCAAACAUUACUGGCAGCCCGUUUCCAUUGGAACGAUUUUUCAAUGAGUCCUACUCACGGUUAUUCUCAAAUAUUACCAAUAUUGGAGCAGCCAUUGUGGAGAAAGCGACAGGGCACCCCUUAAUUUAUGAAAUUCUUCGCCCUCCAACGUCAAUAGCAGAUCUACAGUUAUGGAAUGAAUGCUACCUGAGAUGGAUACCGGCUGCUAAUGUGACGCAUGGUGGUGCUGUCAUGGAUGACUUAGCUAUGAAAGAAGCGAUAUUAGAAGAAUUUCCAUCGGCUGGAAUUGUUAUGUCAAGAUUUGGACUAGCAGACAUUGACCUGGAGACGGCCUCCUCCACACCUAUAGUUAUUAUACGUACUGAACAUUUACUUACCAUAGCACAACAUGUCUAUCCUGCAGGUCAAAUAAGGGAGAAGGGAAAUGAGCUUACCAGAGAGUGA
This is a messenger RNA of Haemonchus placei, 1725 nucleotides long. The record is from the annotation of a GenBank genome assembly. Lineage: Eukaryota; Metazoa; Nematoda; Chromadorea; Rhabditida; Trichostrongylidae.